GUGGAAAAAAAACAAAACGAGUUUUUGCUUUAGUAACAAACUUGUGUUGUAACGUGACUCGGUAGCUCUGUCUGUUCUAAAAAGUGGGGAAAACAAAUGGCAUCUUCAAAAGCGGUACCUUCCAGACUGCGAGCUGCGGCGACGUCCACUCAGAAGAACUUCGACAAACUACCAUUUGAGAUACUGGAUAAAAUUCUGUCAUACCUGGAUGCCUAUGCACUUUUCAGCAUGAGUCACACUAAUAAGCUGUUCUAUCAGCUUGCCAGUAAUAAUGUUCUGUGGAAGAAGCUGUACAUUGCUGACAUUUGCAACAAUGAAAAGCAAAAAGCUAGGAUCGUGAAUGUCCAGCUUUUAUCCAAGAAGACUAGGGACCACGCUGCGGGUUACUGGAAAGAGCUGCAUGUCAAGACAGUAGCACAUUGUGAGAUGAAAAAAUGGAAACGUCUUCUUGGACCCAUCAACAGCCACACUGGUUUGCCGAGUCAAACAGAGCAAGUCCUCAGGAACUUGCGUGUCACCUGGGAGCUGACCGUCACUGAUAUGUCUGGACGUGAGAGUACAUUGGAGCUGAGCUGGUCCCGCUUCUCUGAGACUUCACUGACACUGUGCUGGUGUGGCGGAGACCGCUUGCCCAACUACGAGGAGAUUUUCAGCCUUCAACUGCACGGCGUCAGGAGGAUUGCCUUCAGCUGCCCCAGCCUAAAGAAACACAGCAAGAGAUCCCUGGUGGCAAACCUAGACAUGCAGCCUCUAACUAAAUGCGCGCAGGUCAUUGGACGGGACCAAUUCGUGCUGCUGAAGUUAUUACAGCCUGGAAUCAUCAUUGGUCUUUGGAGGGACGGGGGCUCUGUGGCGUUCAUUAUCUUCACUCUGCACUUCUACAAACUGGUGGAGAGAAGCACUCGUGGAUCUCACGAUUGUUCCUAUGCAGAGCCAAUCGUCCAACCCCCUUUUGAUGACAUAGACCCCGAAUACGGUCUCCAUGGUUACAAACUACAUAUUGUUCUCCACAACACUGUAUGCAAACUCAUGUCAGAAAGCUUUUCCCAGCUUUUUUGUCACAGAGCUCACAUCUCUGACGGAUGGAUCCAGCUGACUGCCAUCAGCAGAGCCGACUCCUCACAGCACAUCCAGCUUUCUGGGAAACCAGUCCUGCCCUGGCGAUGUGAAGCCUUGCAAGGCACAGUGGAGAAUUGCUGCAUUAUGUCUCUAACGCUGCUGGACGAAUUCGGAAACCAAUUCAGUCGUGUCACUACUCCCAUUUCCAUGGAGCCGGAGGAGGCAGCUGUCUCAUAUGACUACGAUGGCGAACACUAUCUCAUCCAGCAUGAGGACUCAAACAUUCAGGCGAAGAUGCAGCUUGUAAAGAUGACUGCAAAGAAGUAUUUUGUCGUCAGCUUAGUUGUCUAUGUGAGUGUUUUGUUUGCCAACAAACAUUUCAGCAGAGAUUACUGAUCAGUGUGUGUUUUCUGUUGUAUUUUACAUCUGCAGUGGUUUUACAAAUUGUCCAUUCAGUGGAAAACUCAGGUGAAGUGUUGAGUCUGACGCAGUGCCUUGUGACUGCACUGAAUAAAUGGUGUGCUUGAAACCCUGA
Messenger RNA from Poecilia latipinna (sailfin molly), 1594 nucleotides. It is a transcript of the gene fbxo15, whose product is annotated as F-box protein 15. Gene Ontology annotation, molecular function: protein binding. Gene Ontology annotation, cellular component: SCF ubiquitin ligase complex. NCBI's taxonomy places the organism in Eukaryota, Metazoa, Chordata, Actinopteri, Cyprinodontiformes, Poeciliidae. The transcript has 9 exons. Bases 97 to 1455 code for a protein of 452 amino acids. The record is from RefSeq and is a predicted model, not a curated record.